Messenger RNA from Durusdinium trenchii, 1072 nucleotides. The record is from the annotation of a GenBank genome assembly. Lineage: Eukaryota; Dinophyceae; Suessiales; Symbiodiniaceae.
CCUAGAUCCCACAGGUGACGCAUCGACCAGCUCAGCAUGUGGCCUUUCAAGAUGCAAUGGCCGCUGCGGCUGCGUGCUUGAGAGCUCCAGCGCCAGCGCGGCUUGUGCCGGUCAGACCGAGCCAGUUGGUGUUCGAGCGAGUGUGUGGAUGUGAGGUGGGAUUUGCUGAUACAGUACAUGCAGGUUACAGGUGAUGGUGAGCCGAUUUGAGGAGGAGCUUCGCUUUGGCCUCCAUGCCUUCGCCCAGAGGUCGCCCCAGGGCGGCGUGGCCGCCAAGGCGCCGACCAAGGCGCCGACCAAGGCGGCCAAGGAUCCUCCGGACACGAUGCGCGUCUUGUGCCUGCACGGCUACUUGCAGAACGGUGAUGUCUUUAAGCAGAAGACGGGCUCCCUCCGUCGUGUGCUGAAGGGAUGCGAGUUCACCUUCCUGGAUGCCCCACACGAGGCGGAGCCCUUCCCGGAUGCCACCGGGGAGGAUGCCGAAGCCAGUGCCAGUGCCGAAGGAGGUGUGCUUCGCGGUUGGUGGAGCUCUGGAGAGAACCAGUGCAGAAAGGAUGGCCAGGUUUUUGUUGAUGAGUUGUCCAAGGGCACGAUGGAGUGGGUUCGCCCCGCCCAGUCAUUUUCAUACUUUGGAUUUGAGGAAGGUGUCACGUAUGCCCGAGCGGCUGCCGCUGAGGCCCUGGGGUCACAGGGCAGCUUCGAUGGCGUCCUUGCCUUCUCACAAGGCUGUGCAGUGACCACCGCCUUGCUACGGGAGGCUCAAAGCAUGGAAGGCCAUCCAUUGGCCUCGGUGCGCUUCGUGAUCCUCGUGGGGGGCUUUGUGCCCAAGGACCCGGCCGUGGCGGCCAAGCUGCGGGGCGAUGGUGACACGAGGUUGAGCCUUCAGUCGUUGCAUGUCUCAGGCGUGAACGACGUGUCGGUGCCGCGGCUCCGGAGCGAGGCCUUGGCGGAGCUGUACGAGCCCUCGCAGGUGGCCUGGUUCGAUCAUCCGGGCCGCCACGGGCUGCCGAACGGCACCGGCGCCUUCAAGCAGGAGUUGCAGGCGCUCCUGAGUCGGAGUCGGGGUGUCUAG